GAGGCCGGAAGGGGCGGGCCUAAUUGUAGGUAGCAGCCUGUAGACCCGCGUGGAGGCGACUCACGGCAUUCUACCUUGAGAGCCCCACUACUCUUACUGGCACCUAGGGAGUCUCCCGGUGCUUGUUGGUGUGCCCCGGAAGGAGAUAGUUUGGUUCCUGUGGAAUUAGAUGGUGUGCUAUGGGGCUCACCAAGCAGUACCUGCGUUAUGCUGCCAGUGCCGUCUUUGGCUUGAUUGGCAGCCAGAAGGGCAACAUUGUCUUUGUAACUCUGCGUGGUGAGAAGGGGCGCUAUGUGGCAGUGCCAGCCUGUGAGCACGUCUUCAUCUGGGAUAUACGGAAAGGAGAGAAGAUUCUUAUUCUUCAGGGACUUAAACAUGAAGUUACUUGUUUAUGUCCCUCACCAGAUGGAUUGCACUUGUCUGUGGGCUAUGAGGAUGGAUCUAUCCGCAUCUUCAGUCUUCUGAGUGGUGAAGGGAAUGUGACCUUCAAUGGACACAAGGCAGCUGUCACUGCCCUGAAUUAUGAUCAGCUGGGGGGCAGACUAGUGUCUGGCUCCAAGGACACUGAUGUUAUUGUGUGGGAUGUGAUCAAUGAGAGUGGCCUCUACCGUCUGAAGGGACAUAAGGAUGCCAUCACACAGACACUGUUCCUACGAGAAAAAAACCUGUUGAUUACCAGUGGCAAAGACACCGUGGUGAAAUGGUGGGACCUCGAUACACAGCAUUGCUUCAAAACAAUGGUUGGCCACCGAACUGAGGUUUGGGGACUGGCUUUGGUGUCUGAAGAAAAACGUCUCAUCACUGGAGCUGCAGACAGUGAGCUGAGGGCUUGGGACAUCACCUAUAUAGAAGAGAUGAAAGACCUCGAUGAACCCAACUCAAAGAAGAGCAGAGGAUCUUCUCUUGGAAUUCAGGGGAAUCAUGGAACAGAGACUGGGGACCCUGAAGCAGAUGAAGACCCUGAGGAUCGUAUUCUUUCAUGUAGCAAAGCUGGUUCCAUAAUGCGGGAAGGAAGAGACCGAGUUGUAAAUCUUGCUGUUGACCGGACAGGCAGGAUUCUUGCUUGUCAUGGAACUGAUUCUGUUUUGGAAGUGUUUUGUAUUCUUUCCAAAGAGGAAGUUCAGAAGAAAAUGGAUAAGAAAAUUAAGAAAGCCAGAAAAAAGGCUAAAUUAAGUUCUGGUGAAGGGGAGCAAGAAGAUGUUGAGGUCAGUAUGUCUCUGCAAGAUGAGAUCCAGCGGGUGGCUAACAUCAAAGCUUCGGCCAAGAUCAAGUCCUUUGACUUGAUUCAUUCUCCCCAUGGAGGGUUGAAAGCUGUCUUGCUGCUGCAAAACAACCUAGUGGAAGUGUAUACCCUGAACCCAUCCACUCCCGCCCCACAGCCCAUCAGGACAGCCAGGAUCACCAUCGGGGGCCACCGCAGUGAUGUCCGGACCUUGUCCUUUAGUUCUGACAAUAUUGCUGUCCUUUCAGCGGCUGCUGAUUCUGUCAAGAUAUGGAACAGGUCUACAUUACAGUGUAUUCGGACAAUGACUUGUGAAUAUGCUCUCUGUUCAUUAUUUGUUCCCGGAGAUCGGCAGGUGAUCAUUGGAACAAAGACAGGGAAACUGCAGCUUUAUGACUUGGCUUCAGGAAAUUUGCUGGAGACAGUUGAAGCACAUGAUGGAGCUUUAUGGUCAAUUUCACUCUCUCCAGAUCAGCGUGGCUUUGUAACUGGUGGUACUGACAAAUCUGUCAAGUUCUGGGAUUUUGAGUUGGUGAAAGAUGAAAACUGUGCCCAAAAAAGGCUUUCUGCGAAGCAGACCCGUAUCUUGCAGCUUGAUGAGGAAGUUCUCUGUGUGCGCUAUUCCCCCAAUCAAAAGCUGCUGGCUGUGUCUUUGCUGGACUGUACAGUGAAAAUCUUCUAUGUUGACACUUUGAAGUUUUUUCUCUCUUUAUAUGGACACAAACUACCUGUUCUGUGCAUGGACAUCUCUUAUGAUGGGGCACUGAUAGCAACUGGUUCUGCAGAUAGGAAUGUAAAGAUCUGGGGCUUAGACUUUGGAGACUGCCAUCGAUCUCUCUUUGCCCAUGAUGACAGUGUCAUGUAUCUGCAGUUUGUACCCAAGUCUCAUCUCUUCUUCACUGCUGGGAAAGACCACAAGAUUAAACAGUGGGAUGCAGAUAGGUUUGAACACAUCCAGACCUUGGAGGGCCACCACCAGGAGGUAUGGUGCUUGGCUGUUAGUCCUAAUGGUGAUUACAUUGUGUCUUCAUCCCAUGACAAAUCCCUCAGACUGUGGGAGAGAACCAAGGAACCGCUUAUCCUAGAGGAAGAGCAGGAGAUGCAAAGGGAAGCAGAGUAUGAGGAGAGUGUGGCCAAAGAAGAUCAGCCAGUAGUUCCUGGAGAGGCUCAAGGUGACACUUACUUUCCUGGAAAGAAAACUGUUGAAACCGUCAAAGCGGCUGAGAGAAUCAUGGAGGCCAUUGUGCUAUACCGAGAAGAGACCGCAAAGAUGAAAGAACAUGAAGCCAUUUGUAAAGCUGCAGGGAAAGAGGUUCCUCUUCCAGUUAACCCCAUCUUACUGGCUUAUGGAAACAUCUCGCCUUCUGCAUAUGUACUGGAAGUGUUUAAAGGAGUCAAGUCAAGUGAGUUGGAGGAGGCCCUCCUGGUGCUGCCUUUUUCUUAUGUGCCAGACAUUCUGAAGCUUUUUGAUGAAUUUUUCCAGCUGGGCUCAGAUAUCGAACUCCUCUGCCGGUGCCUCUUCUUCCUCCUCAGGAUUCACUUUGGGCAAAUCAGUAGUAACCAAAUGCUUGUACCAGUAAUAGAGAAAUUGAAGAAAACAACCAUUUCAAAAGUCAGUGAAGUCCGGGAUGUGAUUGGAUUCAAUAUGGCAGGCCUUGAGUUUCUAAAAAGGGAAUGUGAGGCACAGAGUGAAGUUGAAUUUUUCUCUGAUGCCACAAGCAAUUUGGAAGAGAAGAAACGGAAGAGGAAAAAGAGGGAGAAGCUCAUUAUGACAUUGACUUAGAGCUCAAAAACCUGAGCUGUUUUCACAUUCCCAUUAAAUAGAAAGCUUCCUGACCUGAAUGUAUGGAUACUGACAUGGGAAAAACACAAGACUCUAGUCCCCACUAUGCUACUGACUAGCUAUGUGACCUUGGGCCACUCUGUUUCCAUUUUCUCAUCUGUAAAAGGAGGGGGGAUUGGACUAGAUGGUUCCAUAUGGUCCUUUCCAGCUUUAAAAUGCUGAGUUGUGUACUUUCAAAUACCAGAUGACAAAGGAGUCAUUGAACUGCUAAAGUACAUUGGGAGGAUCUGUCUCACAAGAGGGGAAGUUAACUAAGGAACCUUGUGCAGGGCCCCAUACUUUCCUUGUUGGCCAAGGCUAGACACAUUCUUGAAUGAUUGGCUUUCUUUUUCUCUCCAUUCUUAUUAGCAGAGGAGUUUUUGAAUCCUUAAACUCAAGGGUUGGAGUUACCGACUUGGGAAUUUUAUUUAUUUCCUCAAUUGCUGGACAUGUGUGAAUAUUCUGAGUUGCUUUUUUUUAUUUGGUCUUUACCCCACUAGGAGGCUUUCCUAAGAUGUAUGAUUAUCUCUUUUUCCUAAUGCAUUAUCAUUCUACAAAUGUAAAGCGGGAAUUCCUUGUGCCUUUUACUCUAUAGACAUUUUUUUUUGUGCCUGUAUGUAAAAAGAUCUUGUUAUGUAAUUGUAUUUCUUUCAAUGAAAUAUUUUUAAGUAAAAUAAGGUCAUGAUAAGAUGACUAGUCUGGACUCAUGGAUUUAUAGUACAGAAAUUUAGGAAAUUGUUACUUAUAUAGAGCAAGUAAUUCACUUCUCUUGACUAAAUAUGCCCUCACUCCAUUCCCAGUCUCUGAACAAGUUUACUGAGCCAUUCAAAUUCCUGAAAGUGAGUCUACCGAUAGAUCCCCCAAAUAGGAGAGUGUAGCUGAAGUGAGGCAACAUGUAUGUGGAUACGAGGGACCAAUAAAGCAGAAAAAGAUUCUGGCCAUAUUUAAUGAGCUACAAAAAGUAGAAGAGUAGAAAGUACCAAACAGCUUGCUGCCACUUUGUGAAACCUAAAAGAUGCUGUUGAAUCCUUUAUGAGUAGAGAGCAGUGUGACAGAAAAAAGAAACCUGCCCUUAGUACAAUUAGGGGAGGUGCGUGAGUUAGAUGUUCAAAAUGUUAAAACCUUUAGUGCUUUAAAAAUAUCUUUGACUUCGCAAAGCUGUGUCUGAUCCUCCCAUCAUAAAAAUCUGUCCUGCUUUUGUCUUAGCUGUCAGUUAUGGAAUGGGAUGCUUUUUUAUGGCAAUUUUAGUGGUUUUAAUAGGAUACCGAGACAAACUCCAGGAAACAAGUUACCCUGGGCUCUAAGACUACUUCCUGCUGUUUUUGUUUGUUCUUUGAACCAUCUUAUUCCUGGUUAGCAGCUGCCAGGGAAGAUGAGGGUAUAUGUGUGGACAGCAUGUGGAUGGACCAAGAAUGAGAUGAGUUGGGGCUUUCAGUCAAAAUACUUAGAUGUCUUUAAACCUGACACCCUCUACUAAACAGCAAGAAAUACACAAUGCUUAGUACAAAGGCAUUUUAUUAAGUAUAUUUUCUCUAGCAGACAGUAGGACAAUUUUAGCCUUAAAUGCCGCAUGAUAAAACUACACAUAUAGUUUGUAAGGCACUUGACCUUGAAGCUUAAAAUAAAGAAAUGUAAGUGGGCCUACUGCAUCACUGGUGACAGUUUUGAGAUGCCCAACUGGAUGAAGGUUAGUUUUCUUCUUUCUCUGCAGCAGGUAGUCUGAUAGUCACAUCUGUAAUUAAAUUCAUUGAAAUUCACAUUAUUUUCUCUACAUCCUGCUUGUGCCAACAGCACUGUUUUUUAAUCCCAAGAGAGAUAUGGCAAACAAUUUCAAGCAUAGGCCAAAUCCCUCUGAAACAAAACUUAGAAAACAAUAUAAAACCAUGCAUCUGACAAAAAUGGGUGAAGUCCAGUGUGUCCCUUUUUGUCAUGAGAUUUCUCCUAAACCACUGGCAUUGAGAUGAGGGCAGGAAGUAGUGGGGAAAUAUUUUUACUUGAUUUUGAAGGCUAUGAUGUUUGAUUUUAAAAACUAUAUUGAUUAAAAAUGUUUCAGUCUGCAAGAACUAAAAUGGAAAAAAAAAAAAAAAGACUGAUGCCCGGCUUCCCAAUAACAAACUAGCAAGUAAAAUGAAGUACUUUAAACCUAUUUAGGGCAAGUGGAAGGUCAUGGCUCUUGUGUCUGGCGAGAUUCCCACCCCUUUGUUCGUUGGUUCCUUACCUUGCUACAGUGCAUACAAGUAGGUAUUUCUAGAAAUGUUUUGUACACUUGUUAACUUAUUUAUAUCCAAAUGAAUGAAACUGCUACUCACUUUGAUAUCCAGUAUAAUUUCAGUCUAGCUGACUGUUGUUAAGAUAUUGAAAAGUUCCUUAAUAACAAGAGACUUAAAAAUAACUCACUUUGUUUCAAAAGAAAUUCCAAAUUUUCUUCUGAAACUCCAUGGAAUAGACCUAUGUUCAUUUUUCACUCAAGAGGAGCCACAAAAAUCUACAGAAAGCUUAGAGCAUUUGACACAAUCUCUCAUUCUUAUAAGAUACAGGCAUAUUCUUUUCCUUUUAAAAUGGGAAUAUAAAUAUGGGAAUAUUUAUAAAUGGGAAUAUAAGUGGAAAUAUGCAAGAACAGUUAAUUGGCAUGUGCAUAGUCAGACCCUUAGUUUAAAUAUUGCCUGCACCACAGGAGUAUGGUGUAUCGGGGAUCCUUGAAGAGUCUGGCCUUUGUUUCCUUUGAUUAAUUCAGUGUCUUUGACUGAGUCUUACUAGGUGCUAAGCCCCAGGCCCAAACCCCUAUCUAUUAGGUGCUAAGCCUAUGUGGUUGUGAAUUGGUAACUAAGGUGGGGCCAAUGAAGGGAGGCACUAACACCAGAGCCAAUCAAAGGAGCCUAAGCUCUGAUCGCUCAGAUGAUGUUUGAUGAUGUCUGAAACUGUAUAAAAAGGGAGAGCAGAGCUAUUGGCUUAAGGCUCUCACUCCUGGAGGCACAGGACUCUGGGCAGCCGCUGUAAGGACCUUCCAGCUGAACUCAGGUGUUGGUGGUUUUCUUGGUAACUAUGAAUUGUAUUUGGUAUGUUUGUAAUUUGUUUGUAUUUGCUCUGAAGCUCAGGAUGCUGGCUUUUCCCCCAGAGCUUAGUGAAUGGUAUUUGUAUGUUGCAUUAAAAUAAGAUUGUUAAACCCCUUAAUGUUGCUUUCCUCAGGAAAACAGAUCAAAAGAACCUGGGCUUGCAGGGUUCUAUAAGCUGGUUGUUGUUGGUUUUACACACCCCCACAGCAGCUGCUAGCCGGAUUGUUGAAACAUGUGGCAAGUAGAAUGUUAUUUAUGACAACUCUACUAAAUGGAUCCCUGAAAUAUGGCCCAUGGUGUUACUGGUUAGUACAUGAAAACUGCUCUUUAGCUUGGGAAAUGGUGCUGAGCAGAUCUAAAUUAUUGGGAUGAAUUAGGAGCUUAGAAUGAGUAUUUGCGAUACACUGUACUUGACCCGUUUAUGUCAGAAGCAUGUUUUUGUAUUGUGUUUAUAUGUGCUUUCUUUGGAUCUGAGAUCCGUGAAUGUCUUGUAAUGGUGACAUUCCAUAGCUAUGAGUGAACAGGGCCUAAUAAUAAACUACUACAUGCUA
Trichosurus vulpecula (common brushtail) is the source of this 6648-nucleotide messenger RNA. RefSeq names its product WD repeat domain 3 (gene WDR3). Gene Ontology annotation, molecular function: protein binding; snoRNA binding. Lineage: Eukaryota; Metazoa; Chordata; Mammalia; Diprotodontia; Phalangeridae. The transcript has 27 exons. The coding region runs from base 180 to 3005 and encodes 941 amino acids. The record is from RefSeq and is a predicted model, not a curated record. Gene Ontology annotation, biological process: maturation of SSU-rRNA. Gene Ontology annotation, cellular component: Pwp2p-containing subcomplex of 90S preribosome; small-subunit processome.